AUGGAGAUUAGCUUCCAGGCUAUUGCCUAUCCGGUUAGCAGGGAUCUGAGUACAUGUACCUAUCUUAACUUAUACCUUGCACUGUGUUACCUACUUUGUACAACUGCAAGACAACUCCGCUCCACUUCACCUCGCACUUGCAMCCACAUUCCCCGCGCUUUGGAUUCCUGGGUAUCUGUUCGGUUCCGAUUGCAGUCAACAAUCACCAGCAUCGCUCCUAGCCCAUCCACAACAAUCACAGUAGAUCCUAUUGCCACGGAUUCCUCGGUAACCACGGACACGCAGAGAAAUGGAUUGUCAGCCGAUAGCGGCGUAAAUCCGAUUGCUCUACCGAGUGGUAGCGAAAGUGAGGGCGACUUUGCGGAACUUGGACGCUCCAUGUCGUUGCCAAAGUAUCUCAUGCCCACCCCGACUUUCUCCAGCUCGAUGCCGCCUCCUGCUGCUCCAAGUCUAACGGGAGAGUCUGCAAAUGAUGACAGUCGAACUGCAUGCUUCAAACAGGCACCACCGCCCCAUAUCGUCGCCAGAUUAGCGGACGUUUACUUUUCCAACUGCCAGAAUCAGCCUUACUGCUUCUUUCAUGAGGGUAACAUGCGUAAGCGGCUCAAUACUGGCGACCUUCCUCAAUAUUUGCUGCUUGUUUUUGCAGCCUCCGCGGUGCGAUAUAGUCGGGACGACUACUUCAAACCAAAUCCACUAUUGGCAGUUUCGACCUACGCAUCGCAGGCGUGGGCUAUGCUUCGAACCCACGUCUUUGAAAGCGAAUCUUGCCCUGAUCUUGAAGCGGCGCAAGCMACGACGCUUCUCGCUGUCAUUGACUUUACUGCUGGUCAACAUCGCCAGGCAUGGGUCAAAAUCGGUCUGGCCAUUCGUUUAGUCCAAGAUCUGAAACUCAACCUCGAACCCGACUCUUCCCUUCCAUACUGGCAGCAAGAAGAGCGUCGCAGAGUUUUCUGGUCCGUGUACCUUCUCGACAGAUUAUUUGCCUGUGGUAACGAUCGACCCGUCUCCAUUCUCGAUACCGACUGCACUGUGAGGCUCCCGCGCGAUGAAGAAUCCUUUCGUGUGGGAUCCGAUGUGAGCGACACACCUACUUUGGCGAUUCUGCAAACCCCAUGGCAGUCAGACUCAAUACAGCACAUGGGCUUCUCAGUUCUAAUCCUUAUGACUUCUUUACUUGGGCGCACUGUGACGUACACAUCUCGAAAUGAAACGGCUAAUGUGCCUUGCUGGGACCCGCGAAGUGGAUUUGCUGAAAUUAGUAGCAUUCUGAUGAGCUUUGAGAGCAUGUAUGGUGCAGUUUCUGGAGACCUCACAAAGCACAUCAACGACCUCUACGGCACAUAUGAAGGCUACGAUCGACAGCGGGUCGGACACUUUAUAUGGUCUCGUGCUUUGUACCACUUCUGUGGGGCCAUGUUGUAUCGACCUCAUCACCUAUACAAGCAUCGGCGGAACUGGAAAAACAAUUUCCCUGACAGCUUUGCUCGAGGGGCUCUUGAUCAAUGUCGACAUCACAUUGCGCAGAUAACCAAUGUCCUCGAGACGGUGCGGAAGACAGGGUGUUGUGCGCGUGGCAGCUCUCUGGGUUAUAUUGCAUCUUGCGCUGCAUCCAUGCACAAGAUAUUCUUGCACUCUCCGGAUGAGACGAUUGCAUCUCAAGCAGCUUGUGGUCUGGACACGUGCUUGCAAUUUCUGCAGCAACCUCCGCUAGCCUGGCCCAAUUACAGUAUGAUGAUCAAAGCUGUGAAAGAAUUCGAUCUUGAUCACGAGCUUGCAAAACAUCUAGUCGACCCACAACUUCCACCGAGUAUUCACAUUGAAAAGUCCCAGCUGGAAAAACUCCAGUCGAUGUUGGAUUAUGCUUGGUUGAGUGAUCGCAGCCGAGGAAUCGACACGGCCCCAACCACUGCAGGUUCCGUCGGCGAUCAAGGCGACUGGGCAUUUCUUGGAAGCUUCGACGAUAUGCCACCUUUUUACGGUCUGACGGGCGACGUUUCUAGUCCUUCUCUUUCACAGCAGUUUCAUACAGACGCUUUCCAACAUGGGCGAGGUCUCUCUGCGGAAUUUGGAGAAUUGCUUCCUGCGUGA
Molecule: messenger RNA, 2091 nt
Organism: Ramularia collo-cygni
Lineage: Eukaryota; Fungi; Ascomycota; Dothideomycetes; Mycosphaerellales; Mycosphaerellaceae
Exons: 5
Coding region: 1-2091 (696 amino acids)
Biological process (GO): DNA-templated transcription; regulation of DNA-templated transcription
Cellular component (GO): nucleus
Molecular function (GO): DNA-binding transcription factor activity, RNA polymerase II-specific; DNA binding; zinc ion binding
Source: RefSeq, a predicted model, not a curated record